Aphanomyces astaci is the source of this 1008-nucleotide messenger RNA. RefSeq lists its product as hypothetical. The transcript is spliced from 4 exons. The record is from RefSeq and is a predicted model, not a curated record. Bases 1 to 1008 code for a protein of 335 amino acids. NCBI's taxonomy places the organism in Eukaryota, Oomycota, Saprolegniomycetes, Saprolegniales, Verrucalvaceae.
AUGGCAGAAUUUCAGCGUGGGCUGGUGGAGACAUUUGAAAUCACGACGCCGUUCCAGAUGUCGUACUCGUUCACGCUCAAAUCGUCGACGGGGGCAAUCCAUCAUCGCCGGGCACAGUUUGCUUCGACAAAGCCUCACUUUGCCUUCCAAAACAUCAGUAUGGCCACUGUCUUGACAAAAAGAAGGGUCGUGGGUUCUCCACGAAGUCACUGGUUUGCCACCGUCAAGAUUGCAUUAGGACCCUUUGGAUCGAUCGACGCGUAUCAUGUCCCGUUCUCUUUGCCCCUCGUGACUCUCCUAUGGAAAGUGCAAACGAUUCUCACAGCCAACGCCCUGACUAUAUCCGACAAACCCCUUGUCGAACUGAUCCACUCGGUCCAAAGCGCGGAAUUUAUGUCCACAUGGUCGAAUAGUUCGAGGCAUUUUUCUGCUGGAAAUAUCAUCUGCGACUACACCUCCAGUCCAGGCUCGACCGACCGUACGGUCAAAGGGUCAUUUACGAGCGACGGCGACUGUGUGGGGGUCAAGUCGAAUGUCAUUUACGCCAGUCGAAUGCAGAUUCUGUUUGCUGCCCUCGCGUGGCACAUUCAAUGGCCCCACGAAGCGUUGGACAUCCAGUUUAUUUGCGCUCUGAAUGCCAAUGCGUGUGUGGAUGAUUUGACGAACACCUUGUUAUGGGCGACCGCUGAGACAGGGAACGUGUCCAUGAUUCAGUUUGAAGCUAAGUCCCGACAACUGCUGCUAUUGACACUGUUUGGUUCCAAGUCUAUUGCUAACACGGGUUGGAUGCUCUUGUACGAGUGGGUCGUGGGUGUCCGGGAAGUGGUGGCCUUUGCUGGCGACGCCAACGUGAAAUGGCAAGUCAUGUCCGAGUAUGCCAUCGCGUAUAGCUCGGGCGUUUUGGCCUUGAUUGGCUUUAGCACGUGGGCAAUGGUGGCGGCUAAUCGGUAUGCCGUCGACACUGGCAAUCUGUUCAAUUCAACCGAGUCGCGGGCUUGGUGCGGGUAG